Aspergillus nomiae NRRL 13137 is the source of this 1482-nucleotide messenger RNA. Its product is annotated as glycoside hydrolase family 15 protein. Gene Ontology annotation, molecular function: glucan 1,4-alpha-glucosidase activity. NCBI's taxonomy places the organism in Eukaryota, Fungi, Ascomycota, Eurotiomycetes, Eurotiales, Aspergillaceae. Gene Ontology annotation, biological process: polysaccharide metabolic process. Gene Ontology annotation, cellular component: fungal-type vacuole. Bases 1 to 1482 code for a protein of 493 amino acids. The record is from RefSeq and is a predicted model, not a curated record. The transcript has 3 exons.
AUGCGGAACAGCUUUCUUAUUUCCCUCAAUGCCAUUGCAGGCGCUGUCGCGCAUCCGUCAUUUCCUAUCCACAAGAGGCAGUCGGAUGUCGGCGCCUUCAUUGAGAAACAGACUCCCAUUGCCAAACAGGGGGUCCUCAAUAAUAUCGGCCCCAACGGCAGUCUUGUAGAAGGGGCUGCCGCGGGUAUCGUUGUGGCCUCCCCAUCCAAAAGCAACCCCGACUACUUCUAUACCUGGACGCGCGACGCUGGCCUGACCAUGGCGGAAGUGAUCGAGCAAUUCAUUGCGGGAGACUCGACUCUGGAGUCUACCAUCCAGAAUUAUGUUGACUCUCAAGCGACCCAGCAGGCAGUUUCCAACCCAUCCGGCAGCCUGUCGGAUGGCUCAGGUCUUGCUGAACCCAAGUUUUACGUCAACAUCUCUCAAUUCACCGACUCUUGGGGCCGGCCUCAGCGGGAUGGGCCAGCUUUACGUGCUUCCGCCUUAAUCGCAUAUGGCAACUACUUAAUCUCCAAAGACAAGCAAUCUCUUGUCAAAACCAACAUCUGGCCAAUUGUCCAGAAUGAUUUGUCCUAUGUGGGCCAAUACUGGAACCAGAGCACGUUUGAUCUCUGGGAAGAGGUUCAGGGCAGUUCUUUCUUUACGACUGCGGUGCAGCACAAGGCCUUGGUGGAGGGCGACGCGUUUGCGAAGGCUCUCGGAGAGGAAUGUGCGGGUUGCUCCGUGGCGCCACAAAUCCUCUGCCACCUUCAGGACUUCUGGAAUGGGUCCGCUGUGCUUUCUAACAUCCCCACCAAUGGACGCAGUGGGCUGGACACCAACUCGCUUUUGGCCUCCAUCCAUACUUUUGACCCAGCUGCCGCCUGUGAUGAUACUACGUUCCAGCCCUGCUCCUCUCGCGCUCUGUCGAACCAUAAGAUUGUGGUUGACUCUUUCCGGUCAGUCUACGGUAUCAACAAUGGACUAGGAGCCGGAAAGGCCGCAGCGGUAGGCCGUUACCCAGAGGACAACUACCAGGGGGGCAAUCCAUGGUAUCUUACUACCCUAGUCGCCGCAGAAUUGCUCUACGAUGCCCUGUACCAGUGGGACAAACAAGGUCAAGUGAACGUCACCGACACCUCUCUUCCCUUCUUCCAGGACCUCUCUGGCAAUGUCACCACCGGAUCCUAUGCCAAGUCCUCCUCAGCCUAUGAAUCGCUCACAAGCGCCGUCAAGGCCUACGCAGAUGGCUUCAUCUCCGUUGUCCAGAAGUAUACUCCCGAGAAUGGUGCUCUGGCCGAGCAGUACAGUCGGGACCAAGGCAGUCCGGUCUCGGCGUCCGAUCUGACUUGGUCGUAUGCCGCAUUCCUGAGUGCUGCUGAUAGACGGAGCGGCACUGUUCCUGCUAGUUGGGGGUCUUCCACGGCCAAUGAAGUUCCCAGCCAAUGCUCGGGGGCUACAGCUUCUGGGAGUUACACUACUCCUACUGUUGGCUCGUGGUAG